Molecule: messenger RNA, 717 nt
Organism: Sparassis crispa
Lineage: Eukaryota; Fungi; Basidiomycota; Agaricomycetes; Polyporales; Sparassidaceae
Exons: 2
Coding region: 1-717 (238 amino acids)
Biological process (GO): mycotoxin biosynthetic process
Source: RefSeq, a predicted model, not a curated record
AUGGCCAAGUUCCCUACCCUCAGCCCACUAGUCAUCGCGUACUUCGCGCUGGUGCUGAGUAUCAGUCUUAAUUUGUCGGCCAUCUAUAUUUUCCGGCAUCGUCCAGAUCCUUGCGAACGCGUCCUGGUAGACGACAGCAGGUUCAGCUACGUUGGAGACGAUCACCCACACGAGCUCCCCAUACACAUACCGAAUAUAGCGCUUACUGUCGAGAACAGCGAGACAUACGGACUUUCGGACUUUCAGGCAUGGGUUGACUGGCGUACACUCGACGCUUUCCCGCACAGCAAUGGCUUCGUCAAGCUAGGACCUGAGGGUGAGAUUUGUCUGGGCUGCAAUGAAGACACACGUAGACUCACGUCCUUACAGGCCAAACCUUUGGUGAUUAUGCGCGGCGGUGACGUCGGCAAACUGUUACUCACCACUCUCGCAGGUAUCGCCAUGUUCCACCAGAUGCAUUGUCUGCAGAAGAUCCGCGAGGCUAUCACCCAGGGUGACGCAGGAAUGCACGUCCGCCACUGCCUGAAUCUUCUGCGUCAAGCCAUCCUGUGCGCUAGCGACACCACUCUUGAUCCCAUGAACAAGCCUAACGGGACCGACGGGCUUGGUGUGGUGCACAUCUGCCGGGACUGGGAGAAAGUGUACGACUUCGUGGAUGAGAAUCAGCGACAGCACGCGAGCUCGUAUAACAGGCCUGAGGGCCAUGACGAGCAGUGA